AUGACAACACCACUGAUUAUUAGAUUGGAACACGUUCAAACAGUAUUUACAAAAGAUUAUAUACCAGUAGUAUAUGUUGUCGGUAUAAUUAGUAAUAUAUUAAAUAUAAUAUUAUUUUGUCGACGUAAACUUCGUUGUAAUUGUUGUUCAUGGUAUUUCAUAUGUUUAUCUUUAUCUCAAAUUCUUUUACUUAAUGUAAAUUGUGUCCAUCAUGUGAUAAGUUCUUGGUUAAAUUAUGAUGGUUUUUCAACAAUAACUUCUCUAUGUAAGAUUCAUUCUUAUUUCAAUGUUCUUUCAAUUAUUCUCGUACGUCAUUUUAUUUGUUUAAUAUCAAUUGAUCGUUGGCUUGUUACAUCAGCAAAUGCUCGACUUCGAAAUAAAAGUUCAUUAAUUAAUAUUCCUUGGAUUGUAGGUGGUUCAUUUACUUUUUGGACCAUAUUUUCUAUUCAUGCACCUAUUAAUUAUAUGCCAAGUUCAACUGCAUGUAGUCCAAUACGUGCUUUAAAUUAUGCUAUUUUUCUAACUAUUUAUAAUGUAAUUACAUCAAGUACACCUUUUUUUAUAGUUUUUAUUUUUAGUAUAUUGACAGUGUUUAAUAUACGUAAAAGUAUUCGACAAGUGAAUUCAAUAACACAUGUUCCUUCAAGUCAAAUAAAUACAAUCGUUCUUGUUAAUUCAAUAAAAUCAAGAGAAAAGCAAACAUUGAUAAAUAAACGAUUAGAUAUGGUUUUUGUUCGUUUAACUGUCUUUCAAAUUAUUCCCUAUUUAUUAUUUAAUCUUAUUUCAUCAUUUAGUGCAAUUAUUUUAUAUUUAAAUUCUAUCACAUCUAAUCAUACUGAGGAAGAAAAUGCUAUAGUGAGUUUUAUUCAUGAAUUGGGUACUUAUCUUCUAUGUACAUAUGUAUCGAUUACAUUUAUCUUUUAUACUUUGGCUUCAAAUGUUUUUCGUAAAGAAUUUAUUCUCUUAUGUAAACAAUGUUGGUUUACUAUUCAACGUUGCUUAUGUUGUCAACAUUAA
This is a messenger RNA of Rotaria sp. Silwood2, 1017 nucleotides long. The record is from the annotation of a GenBank genome assembly. Lineage: Eukaryota; Metazoa; Rotifera; Eurotatoria; Philodinida; Philodinidae.